GGACAGAGCUUGAGUCUAACAUACGCCUUAGGCGGGGUAUCUCCCCCUAUAAAUAUCUCUCCAUCUCAUAUCCGGAAAGUUCUGUAUUUCUAUCGUCUUCUUGAGAAUCUGAUUCCCAAAUCUGAAAUCCCUAAUUUUUCAAAUUUGCAAUUCAACCGCCGUACAUUUUAGGAAUCACCAGCUUAACUCGCAGAGAAAGCUCCUUACUGGGAUUAUAUGGGUGAAUUUAACAUGGAGGAUAUGCCUCUACCCGCUCUCUUCGAGCAAGCUCAGAAGAUCCAUCUAACAGCGACAGAGUCCGGCGAUGUUGAUCAGGAGGUGGUGAGGAAGGGAUGCAAGGCUUUGGAGAAGUGCGAUGAAAUGAUAAGCAAGCUGGGCUUGUUCUCAACCAACGAGACCAAGGAGGAUAUCAGCACCACCAAUCUCAAAUAUCUUCUGGUGCCAUAUUAUCUUGGUGAGUUAACUGAAAAAGUUGCACAGGAUGACAGGAUACAGAUUCUUAAGGCAUCCCAGGCUAAGUUAAAGGAAUUUAUAUCGUUUUGUGAGGCAAUGGAACUUGUACCUGAAGAGGAGUUACAAACAUCUGCGCCAGAUGGCCCAAAUUCACUUGUUGAUAGAAGAGCUCUGAAGAUUGCUCGAUUCAAACGCCAAAGAGCUGCAGAAUCAAAAUUGUUGGAAAUUAAGGAGCGGAAAGAGCGAAGAGGGCGUUCAACUAAAGCAGCUGCCUUGUCAACUCCUAUUGAGGCAGGAGAGGAAGAUGUGCUGGAUGAUGAUGGAGAGGAGGAGCGAGAGGCUUGGUUUACUACUAUCUCUUUGGCAGUUUGUAAGGCUUUUGAUCUGCUGGAGAUGCUAAAGAAAGAGGAAGAGAUGCUUCAGGCUUUUAAGGAAAGGCAGUCACAGGAUGGGAACAAGGAAUUUUAUCAAGAUGUUCUUGAUGAUCGGGCCAAGAGGGCGGAAGCUUGGCAUCGUGAUGCUGCUGCUCGAGUGCAGUAUACCAGACCAUCCGAGCCUAUCACAUGUGCAACUUUUGCUCAAGAUGUUCUAGAAGGGAGAGCAAGUGUAUCGCAGAUGCAUGAACAUAAACACCAGCCACUAAUAUUUGGACCAGCGAGUCUUGUAGGUGGAAAUCCAACAAGUGAGAGGGAAAGGAUGGCAGCUCAGGUGUUCCAGCCCAGUCAUAGGUUGCCCACCAUGAGCAUAGAGGAAGCUGGGCUGAAGGAGAUGGAGAUAAUGAAUACAUGGCAAGAGAGGAAUGUUAAACUUAUGGAAGAAGCCAAUUCUGCAUGGUACAAGGAGAGUAGGAAACCAGGACCGCCUGAGGAGGAUGAAGAUGAUGAUGCUGCUCAAGAUAAGGCGAGGGCAUGGGAUGACUGGAAAGAUGAUAAUCCUCGGGGUGCUGGCAAUAAGAAGCUCACCCCUUGUGGAUAAAAUGACACGUGGAGCAAUCCUGGUUUACGGAAGCAUUUUCUAGAAUUUUGAUUUACUGGAAAGUUAGAAAUUUUUGUUGUAUUUUGUAUGUUCUUUUGUUGUCUAGAUUUAACUUAUGUAUAGUACCCAGGAUAUUUAUUUGAAUAAAAUGUUCUCAUGAGUCACGCAGAGAAA
Messenger RNA from Prunus persica (peach), 1602 nucleotides. RefSeq names its product PP2A regulatory subunit TAP46. Gene Ontology annotation, biological process: regulation of dephosphorylation; regulation of signal transduction. The record is from RefSeq and is a predicted model, not a curated record. Gene Ontology annotation, cellular component: cytosol. NCBI's taxonomy places the organism in Eukaryota, Viridiplantae, Streptophyta, Magnoliopsida, Rosales, Rosaceae. Bases 217 to 1428 code for a protein of 403 amino acids. The transcript is spliced from 9 exons. Gene Ontology annotation, molecular function: protein phosphatase 2A binding.